Gossypium raimondii (Peruvian cotton) is the source of this 780-nucleotide messenger RNA. RefSeq lists its product as uncharacterized. NCBI's taxonomy places the organism in Eukaryota, Viridiplantae, Streptophyta, Magnoliopsida, Malvales, Malvaceae. The transcript has a single exon. The record is from RefSeq and is a predicted model, not a curated record. The coding region runs from base 1 to 780 and encodes 259 amino acids.
AUGGCCGACACAAUCGAUUCUCUGCACCAAACCCAUCUUUCAAAUCCUUCGUUUCAACCAAUUUUCUAUUCCCUGGAUCCUAUUUCUCUCAUUCACUCACUGAAUCAUGUUAUGGAAAGAGGUCCCAGAUACCAAGCAUAUGCAGAUUUGAGAGAAAGCAAGCUCAGAAUGAAGUUUGAGAAGCUACAAGAAUGGGAAGCAAUGGAAGUUAAACAAGCCCCAGUGAAGAAACAAGUGAAAUUCAGUUCAAAUUCGGGGGUUUCCACGAAAAGGUCCUCUGUCUUGAUUCAAUCGGUGCCUGACUUUUCAUCCGCUUUACGAAAAGAAAACAGGAAGCCGCCGGUUAACGGUGGAGUUGAAUUGACGCCGCCGAAAACGGAAAAGAGUUGGUCGAAAGCGAAUGGGGUGUUUUCGAAUUCGAAGCAACUACAAUGGGAAGAAACUGAAAUGAAGCGAACCCCAACGAAGAAACAAGUGAAGUUCGGUUCAAAUUCAGGGGUUUCUAGUAAAGAGCCCUCUUUUUUGGCUCAAUCAGUGCCGGAUUUUGCCGCCGUGUUAAGGAAAGAGAACCGGAAGCCGCCGGUUACCGGCGGGAAUGAACUGACACCGCCUGCAAGUGGAAAGUAUUGGUCAAAUUCGAAAGGGAGUCAGUCUGCAAAUGCAGGGGAGAAGAAGAAGGCACGGUUGGCGAUGGCGAGGAAGAGUUAUGCAAGUAUUGAAGAAUUGAACGCCAUUAAUGGCGUAAACAGGGGAGGGAAGAGUAGAGCCAGAUUAAUGUAG